AGAAGUGACUGGAAAUCCACACACAGGGCAGCAGAACCUACCCUCCCCGCUCUGGGCUCAACCACGUGGCUUGCUUUGGCCAAUAGCAGGGAGGCUCACGUUCGUCCCUGGUUGCUCCUGCCAGCACAGACAGGCUUACAUUGCGCUAUUGCAAUACAGGAAAUCAGGGCCACUCUCUCUUCACACCCCCUUGCUGGCUUUGAGAGGAACCCAUCUGCUGUUGUCCUGCAUCCCUCCGAGUACAGAAAUUGAUCGUGCAACCAGGAUACCUAAUUCGAGAAAUCAGGAGACUGAGAGACGGUGUCGGAUUGGCGACGCUGGACCCAAUACAAUGAAGUAUUCUUGCUGUGCGCUGAUUUUGGCUGUCCUGGGUGCAGAAUUGCUGGGGAGUCUCUGUUCCACUGUCAGGUCCCCAAGGUUCAGAGGACGGAUACAGCAGGAACGAAAAAACAUCCGACCCAACAUCAUCCUUGUGCUCACCGAUGAUCAAGAUGUGGAGCUGGGGUCCUUGCAAGUCAUGAACAAAACAAGAAAGAUUAUGGAGCAGGGCGGGGCCACCUUUACCAAUGCAUUUGUGACCACGCCCAUGUGCUGCCCAUCGAGGUCCUCCAUGCUCACCGGGAAGUACGUGCACAACCACAACGUCUACACCAACAAUGAGAACUGCUCUUCCCCCUCGUGGCAGGCGAUGCACGAACCUCGGACUUUUGCAGUGUAUCUUAACAACACUGGCUACAGAACAGCCUUUUUUGGAAAAUACCUCAAUGAAUAUAAUGGCAGCUACAUCCCUCCUGGGUGGCGAGAAUGGCUUGGAUUAAUCAAGAAUUCUCGUUUCUAUAAUUACACUGUUUGUCGCAAUGGCAUCAAAGAAAAGCACGGAUUUGAUUAUGCAAAGGACUACUUCACAGACUUAAUCACUAACGAGAGCAUUAAUUACUUCAAAAUGUCUAAGAGAAUGUAUCCCCAUAGGCCCAUUAUGAUGGUGAUCAGCCACGCUGCGCCCCACGGCCCUGAGGACUCGGCCCCACAGUUUUCAAAACUGUACCCAAAUGCUUCCCAGCACAUAACUCCUAGUUAUAACUAUGCACCGAAUAUGGACAAACACUGGAUCAUGCAGUACACGGGGCCCAUGCUGCCCAUCCACAUGGAAUUUACGAACAUUCUACAGCGCAAACGCCUCCAGACUUUGAUGUCAGUGGAUGAUUCUGUGGAGAGGCUGUACAACAUGCUCGUGGAGACAGGCGAGCUGGAGAACACGUACAUCGUGUACACCGCUGACCACGGCUACCAUAUCGGGCAGUUCGGACUGGUCAAGGGGAAAUCCAUGCCAUACGACUUUGACAUCCGUGUGCCUUUCUUUAUUCGUGGUCCAAGCGUGGAACCAGGAUCGAUAGUCCCACAGAUCGUUCUCAAUAUCGACCUGGCUCCGACCAUCCUCGAUAUCGCUGGACUCGACACACCUCCGGAUGUGGACGGCAAGUCAGUCCUGAAACUUCUGGACCUGGAAAAGCCAGGUAACAGGUUUCGAACAAACAAGAAGGCCAAAAUUUGGCGUGAUACAUUCCUAGUGGAAAGAGGCAAAUUUCUACGUAAGAAGGAAGAAUCCAGCAAGAAUAUCCAACAGUCAAAUCACUUGCCCAAAUACGAGCGGGUCAAAGAACUGUGCCAACAGGCCAGGUACCAGACGGCCUGCGAACAGCCUGGGCAGAAGUGGCAGUGCAUUGAGGAUACCUCAGGCAAGCUCCGCAUCCACAAGUGUAAAGGACCUGGGGACCUGCUCGCAGUCCGGCAGAGCACGCGGCACCUCUACUCCCGCGGCUUCCACGACAAGGACAAAGAGUGCGAGUGUCGGGAGUCUGGAUAUCGCGCCAGCCGAAGUCAGAGGAAGAGUCAGAGGCAGUUUCUGAGAAACCAGGGGACUCCAAAGUACAAGCCCAGAUUUGUUCACACCCGGCAGACACGGUCCUUGUCAGUAGAAUUUGAAGGCGAGAUAUAUGACAUAAAUCUGGAAGAAGAAGAAUUCCAAGUGCUGCAACCAAGAAAUAUUGCCAAGCGUCACGACGAAGGCCCCAGGGGGCUGGGAGGCCGCCAGGUUGCCGGCGGUGGCAACGGAGACGGGUUGCUGGCGGACAGCAGCAAUGCCGUGGGCCCGCCAUCCACCGUCCGCGUAACGCACAAGUGCUUUAUUCUUCCAAACGAUACGAUCCACUGUGAGAGAGAACUGUAUCAGUCAGCCAGAGCCUGGAAGGACCAUAAGGCGUACAUCGAUAAAGAGAUUGAAGCACUGCAAGAUAAAAUUAAGAAUUUAAGAGAAGUAAGAGGACACCUCAAAAAGAGGAAGCCUGAGGAAUGUGGCUGUAGUAAACAGAGCUAUUACAAUAAAGAGAAAGGGGUAAAAAAACAAGAGAAAUUGAAGAGCCAUCUUCACCCAUUCAAGGAGGCCGCCCAAGAAGUAGACAGCAAACUGCAACUUUUCAAGGAGAACCGCAGGCGGAAGAAGGAGAGGAAGGAGAAGAAGCGCCAGAGGAAGGGGGAAGAGUGCAGCCUGCCUGGCCUCACCUGCUUCACGCACGACAACAACCACUGGCAGACGGCCCCGUUCUGGAACUUGGGAUCUUUCUGUGCUUGCACGAGCUCCAACAACAAUACCUAUUGGUGCUUGCGAACAGUUAAUGAGACUCACAAUUUUCUUUUCUGUGAGUUCGCCACUGGCUUUCUGGAGUAUUUUGAUAUGAACACAGAUCCUUAUCAGCUCACAAAUACCGUGCAUACAGUGGAGAGGGGCGUUUUGAAUCAGUUACACUUACAGCUGAUGGAGCUCAGAAGCUGUCAAGGCUACAAACAGUGCAACCCAAGACCCAAGGGCCUUGAAGUUGGAAAUAAAGAUGGAGGAAGCUAUGACCUACACAGAGGACAAUUAUGGGAAGGAUGGGAAGGUUAAUCUGUCCAGUCUUCCUGCAGACAUCAACUGGCAAGGCUUAGAGGGUCUAUACAGUGUGAACGAGAGCAUCUAUGAGUACAGACAAAACUAUAGACUUAGUCUGGUUGACUGGACUAAUUACUUGAAGGAUGUAGAUAGAGUAUUUGCACUGCUGAACAGUCACUACGAGCAAAAUAAAACUACGAGUGCUCCCAGUGAUGUGUUCCCAGUUGUCUCUGCUGAGCUCUCUGUGCCAGUAGAGAUGGCUUCUGCUGAGUCAGAUGAAGACCCAGGUCGUAUGAUUGGGGAAGCACCUCAUUUGACCUUGCCAGCCGACCUUCGAACCCUGCAUUUGAAUCGACCAAUAUUAAGUCCAGAGAAUAAACUUGAAUGGGAUAACGACAUUCCAGAAGUUAAUCAUUUGAAUUCUGAACACUGGAGAAAUCAUAAAACUGACAUGUGGAUGGGGCGUGAAGAGCUCAGUCAUCUUGGAACCGAUCUCAGUGGCAAUGGUAUGACAGAGCUGGUGCUUAAGCACGGCCCCGGGCUGCAGGCCAUCAGCAGGCAUCAGGAAGAGCUUCCCCAAGACGGCGAGCCAGGAGAGGAUGUUUUUGAAGAGCAGCUAUAUCUCCCUGUGCAUGCUAAGAGAACCUCUGUCCAUCAGACAUUCAACGCGUCCACUGAGGAGCCACCUGUUAAUUCCAACAUCACCGAGAUGUUGACCAAAGUGGAGAAGAAUUACAACAGGGAGACUAUGCAGCAUCUAGAAGGCAGUGCCUCCUCUCCACUCCCCUCUGAUUAGGAGAAAAUGUUACCUUACCCUAAACACAGUAUUUCUUUUUAACUUUGUAUUAGUGAGCUAAUAAGGGCAAUCAUAGCUACCAACAUUUCAAGCUCCCACCACCCCCCCCCGCCGGUCAUUUGUGCAGAAGUUAACGCGUGUGUGAGCGAGCAAUGUGCACACAAGGGUUCCUUGUUGUAAGUCAUUAUUUGCCAAGGGUAGAAAAGAAGUUUGGAUUUUAUUUGUUUGUUUGUUUUGUUUGGAGGUUUUGUUUUGUUUUGGUUUGGUUUUGGGUACUAAGACAGUAUUAUCUUUUAAACAUUGUAGGGACAUGCAUCUAUAAAUGUUACCCAAUCAAGAUGGCUAGACUCAUGCCUUUUCUACGUUCCUAAAACUUGAUCCCCUUGGUAAAUUUCUCACCGUGCCGCCACUCGCUGCAUAAUGAAGUUCUGAUUCAUUUUGAACCACUGGAAUUUUUCAAUGCCAUCCUUUUUUCAUUCAAUGAUUUUGCACUUUGAGAUUGGAAUGCCAUGUCUAUUUGGUUAGUCUGCGCGUUGGUAUUAGGAUCAGUUUACAGGCUUAGUACCAUCUCACCGCUUGCUCUCAGGGUGAGAGUCAACUAGGCCUCCGAGGACGACACACAGUAUGGAUGACAUAUUGUUGAACAUACACUUCUUCCAGGAAAGAUUGCAUGUGUUUUACUUUGACUUGCUAAACUUGAUUAGCAGAAAGGCAUGGCUAAUAAUGUUGGUAGUAAAACAUAAAUAAACAAAUGAAACAAAGGUUGCCGGCUCUCUCUGUGCCUACCCUCAAAGUAUUCACCGUAUGCUUCAGAUUGCUCCAUUUUGCUUAUUUUCUCGACAGGAGUAAAAGGACUGAAGACCUUUUAUUUUAAUCUUUAUUUUGUUUUCUUGACCUGGAUAAUAAGCUUAAGUGUUGAGGAAAUAUGUUUAGCUUUGAAUUUAUAUAAGGUAUUUUAUUCAUAAACUAAAAUUAUGAAUGUUUCAUAAUUUAAACACAUCUUAAAAGAGGCUAAUGUCUUAACAUUGUGUUACAUGAUCAGUUUUAAGGCCUUGACCAAGUUCUUGUUUUUAUUUUUAAGAUGUAAUUCAAAAUUGCUUUUUAAAAUCUGUAUUCUUUGACAUGUUCUUGUUUUGUAUUAGAUUUUCAAAUACCAGCAAAAGGGUUACCUCAUUGGGACAGUCAUUGGUACCCUGUUCAACUUCCAAGAUUUUUGUCUAACUUAACCAUGCCUUCCUUUUCAUUUUUAGAUAAUUCAAACACUUAGGUAAAUUCUGUUUUCUUUAAGUGUUUAAGGUAAACUUGUUUGAAAGAAAAUUUAAUAUGUUAUAGUUGACUCUUCGGUAACUUUAAGUCAUUAUCGUAGUCUCUGUACAUAUGUUAAAGUCAACUAGCUCUCUAUCAGAUGUGUGUGUCAUUGGCUGAAUGACAGAAUAAACAUAUUUAUGGUCAUGAAUGAUGUGCUUUGUAAAAAAAUGUUCACGUUAUUAGGAAGCGUACUGUGUUUUUCUAAUCUUGUAUAAUAUUCUGUGAUACUUUUAUAGAACAAUUCUGGCUUCAGGAAAGCCUAGAAGCAAUAUUUCUUGAAAUAAAAGGAGUUUAAACUUUA
Tupaia belangeri chinensis (Chinese tree shrew) is the source of this 5331-nucleotide messenger RNA. RefSeq names its product sulfatase 1 (gene SULF1). The transcript has 22 exons. NCBI's taxonomy places the organism in Eukaryota, Metazoa, Chordata, Mammalia, Scandentia, Tupaiidae. Bases 332 to 2941 code for a protein of 869 amino acids. Gene Ontology annotation, biological process: glomerular basement membrane development; negative regulation of fibroblast growth factor receptor signaling pathway; heparan sulfate proteoglycan metabolic process. The record is from RefSeq and is a predicted model, not a curated record. Gene Ontology annotation, cellular component: endoplasmic reticulum; cell surface; plasma membrane. Gene Ontology annotation, molecular function: N-acetylglucosamine-6-sulfatase activity; calcium ion binding; glycosaminoglycan binding.